Messenger RNA from Bipolaris maydis ATCC 48331, 1172 nucleotides. Its product is annotated as esterase lipase. NCBI's taxonomy places the organism in Eukaryota, Fungi, Ascomycota, Dothideomycetes, Pleosporales, Pleosporaceae. Gene Ontology annotation, molecular function: hydrolase activity. The record is from RefSeq and is a predicted model, not a curated record.
CUUUUUUUCAUUCCAAGACUUUUACUUUUUCUCCUUGACCCAAGGCUGUGUUUGUUAAAGAAAGAAAAGAGACAGCCAAAAGCUAUCCUACAUACGACUUGAUCAUGUCGCUGAAAUCAGACGUGACCGUAGAUGCGUCCAAGUUUGAUCGCAGCACCAUCGAUAAGCAGACGCUGGAGUUUAACGACAGAUUGAUCAAAAUAUGGGCAGAUGGACCAAGAUGGUAUGAGGUUGGCGCAGCAGAGUACCGAAAGAUGAGAUGGGAAGGCAAGACGCCAUUGCCAAAACCCAUUGUUCUCCCUGAAGGUGUCAACGGAGCGCUGCCUUCGCGAGAAGCCGGAAGAGAAAUUCCGUAUCGUGUCUUCAAGCCGAGCAGCGGCAAGAGCAAUGGAAUUCACAUGCACAUCCAUGGUGGCGGAUGGGUUUUGAUGAGCGAGGCUUACCAAGAUCCGUAUCUCAAGUACAUGGCCGAUCAUUUUGACGUUACAGUUGUAUCAAUUGGAUACCGACUUGCGCCCGAAGACCCCUGGCCCGCAGGCGCAGAAGACUGUUAUGACGCCGCUGAAUGGCUAGUGAAGAACGGACCAACAGUCUUUGGUGGAGAAUUGAUGUUCACAGGUGGUGAAUCUGCUGGGGGUCAUCUGGCCUGCCUAGUUGCCUUGCAUUUGCUGGAAACGAUGCCAGAGUUUUCAUUCAAAGGCUUGCUUCUUCAUUUUGGCUGCUUCGACAUGUCCUCAUUCUUACCACACGUUUUGCACCACGAGACACAUCUGGUAAUCGACCACGAUGUCAUGAAAUCGUACAUUGACGCCUUGCUCCCCAACACAACAGAAGAGCAGCGUCGCGACCCGUCGAUAAGCCCAUUUUGGGCUGAUUUGAGGGGAAAGAAGUUGCCACCUGCAUUGUUCACGUGUGGAAGUGAAGAUCCGCUGCUAGAUGAUAGUGUCAUGAUGGGUAGCAAGUGGGCCAUGUGGGGAAAUGAAAGCAUAGUCAAGAUCUAUCACGGGGCACCCCAUGGGUUUAUCGGAUUUCCGCCCGGCACAAUCAAGGCGGUGCAAGACGCAUUAGAUGAUACAGAGGCGUUUGUGAGGGCGAAGAGAGGGUCAUAGGGUGUUGCAGUAGACAGUUUCUGGUUGGUCAAAUCAGAGUAUUGCUAAUACAUGCUUGUUCCC